AUUUAAAUGAAAUUUAUCGAUAGUGUGGGGAUUACCUUAACUCGUUUUAAUGUGACUUAUAUCAAUGAAAUUUACUCAGUCGGUGUCGAAGUUUCUUAUGUGACGGUCACGGUAAAAACCGAAGAAAAGGUCGACUCGUUUCUCGCGAUAUUCGCUGAUUGCAAAUGACCCAAAAUGUUAAAGACCAAAUUUAUCGAAAUUGUAGCAACGGGACUUUGUUUUUUAGUUGUUUAUGCGGGUUGUGAGAAAUAUGGUGAUUUAAGAGAUGAGUCCCUGCUUAAUGAGAGGGAUUCAGAUUCCUACAAUCCUUACAGGCAUCCUGUAAGAGGAGCACGAGAUGUUUACCCGUUAUUUUAUGAACCAUCUCAUCACAAUCAUGAAUGGUAUUUACCACCAGAACAUCAACUCCAGAGUCGUAGCCACGAUAUCGAUCAACGAGGAUCAUCAAAUAUUUUGAAAACUGUAUCCUAUCCUCAGGAAUUACUCGAUGAAAAUGCACCAAAUGUCAAUGAGUCUGAUAGUAGUGAGAUACCAUUGGAAAUUGCGAAACAAAUUGAUACCCUCGGUAUUAAUGAGUUUCUAGCUAAUUAUGUCGACGGAUUUGAAGAUGAUCAAACUCCUUCUUUUUCGGUUAGAUUUGGAGGUGACGAACGCGAACGAAGUGCAGCAAUUCCAGCAAAAGCUAAAUGCUCAGUUGAAAAUACUACGAUUGAAGUAGCAAAUUCAGAUGACCCGACAGUGUUCUACAUGCCAAAAUGUACCAAAAUAGAACGAUGUAGUGGAUGUUGUUCUCACAAAAAAUUAGCUUGUCGAGCAAUAGAAUCGGAAGAUAUAUUGGUAGAGGUAUAUAAACUCAAAUGGAAAGUGAUGAAUAAGAAGUUCAAUUACGUCUCGAAAGAAGUAAUACCAAUAGAAAGACACAUUCAGUGCAGCUGCGAAUGCAAAACUAGACCAGAGGAUUGUCUUCCAUAUCAAAAGUACGUUGAAGCGAACUGCGAAUGUGCUUGCACCAAUACUGACGAAGAAUUGAAAUGUAUUGAAGAUAGUAAAAAGAAAUAUUGGGAUCCUGUUAGUUGUUCUUGUAAAUGUUUAGAAUAUACGGACUGUUUUACAGGAUCUAUUUACGACCAAAAUGAAUGCAUUUGUAAAGAUGCUCCACAAAGAAGAAACGUCAAAUUGGAAAAUCGCGAGUAUAGUAGAGAAAAUUCACAAUUACGAAGAAAAUUAGUAUCACUGUUGUAAGGGAUCAUACGAAAACUAGUUUUUCAAAUGUACUGAAAGGUAUUUAGUAUGAAUUAUGUGACUAAAAAAACCAAAUAUAUAAAAUUGUUAAGUUGUUAUUAUCACGUUGUGUCUUUAUUGGUUUUGAUUGAAAUAAAUUAUUUUUAAUAA
Diorhabda carinulata is the source of this 1392-nucleotide messenger RNA. RefSeq lists its product as uncharacterized. NCBI's taxonomy places the organism in Eukaryota, Metazoa, Arthropoda, Insecta, Coleoptera, Chrysomelidae. The coding region runs from base 175 to 1242 and encodes 355 amino acids. The record is from RefSeq and is a predicted model, not a curated record. Gene Ontology annotation, biological process: positive regulation of protein autophosphorylation; positive regulation of cell population proliferation. Gene Ontology annotation, cellular component: membrane. Gene Ontology annotation, molecular function: growth factor activity; growth factor receptor binding. The transcript has 8 exons.